AAGUGAACGCGCUCUCAUUUCCGCUGCAGCAGCUUUAACGGUCACGUCAAAAAUAAAGGAAAAUGUGGACGGAAAGGACGGACUAAAAGCUGGGGAGAGAUCAUCCAGACCGGCCCGCCAGCUGCUUUCUCUUCCGUAAGAAGUCGUUACCAAGAGGCUGCUUGUACUCGAGGCUUCGGUCGGAACAUUUAACGUGUUUUUAAGGGUCGUUUUGAGGUGAACCCGUCCCCUUGUUGUGUGCUGAAUUAGCCAGCGUUUAGCCAGCCCGCUGCUAGAGAUGGGGACGAGAGCGAGUCGCCUUCAAGACCCGCUUCCCUCUCCCUUCGGGAAAGAUGGCACUAAGCGUGAUUCCUAUCGCCGACCACGCUGUACCAGGCCCACCAGCCUCGUCGUCGACUUCUCGGUGAGCUUCGAGGAAACGGAGGCCAACCGGAGCCGAUCUGAGGAAGGGAGCGACUCGGACUUGGGGCAGCAUGGAGGGGCGAGCGCCGACGGCAGCCCCGCGGAUCACCGCAGCAUACCGUCCGGCAUUAGCCAGGCGUCUCCGGGUGACGACAACAACAGCGAGGGGAAACCCGAGGAGGACGGCGGGGUGAGCCCGGAGGCCCCCGCCGAAGCGGAACGCCAAGCCGGGGAGGAAACAGGCCGCACGCCACACCGCACUUUUUCAGAGAGGCUCCCCGGGAAUCGGCACUCUUCCGCCCGCAGCGUCGGGGCAAGGUCCGCCCGGGUUCGUGGCACACACCAGCGGCCGGUGUCGGAGGCUUGGAUCGGCCUUUACCGUGUUAACAACCGACAUGGCAGUAUUCGCUGCCCUUUCUGCUCGAAGCCUUUCCCAGGCGGUCGGAUCGAGGAUCACCUGCUGAGCUGCCUCACGUCUCCUCCGCUACCUUACAACACGGACGUGCUGAGCAAAGACAGCGGGGAGUGCUCGAUCUGUCUGGAGGAUCUGGUGCAGGGGGAGACCAUCGCCAGGCUGGCCUGCCUCUGCGUCUACCACAAAAGCUGCAUCGACUCCUGGUCCAAGGUGAAGCCCUGCUGCCCCGAGCAUCCCUUCGAUUGACUCGCAGGUCAGGCGCUUCCAGCCCAGCGACCAGAUCGACUCAGGAGACUACACCGAAUCCCAACGAAACCACAAUAAGAAUCAAGAAUUGAACGAGCAAAAUUCAUAUUUCCUUUUCCGAUGUAAAAGGUCAGCGGGAUCUUCCUCUAUCGAUUUAAACUCGACCUGCCAAACGCCGACGUAGAAACCAGCUGCUCCGUCUAAUAACAGAGAUGUCCGUGUGUGUGUGUGUGUGCGUGUGUGUGUGUGUGCGUGUGUGUGUGUGGACUCGUAUCACCGGGGGUCAUUUAAAUAUUAUCAUCUAAGAAAACCAGAUGGAGUUUCAGUGACCGGUGCCUCUCCUGUGUGUUUCUGUCUCUGAAUUUUAUCAAGUAUUUUUGCAAAAAACAAAACAAACAAAAACAAAGUAUUGUUACAAGUCCUACAUCGGAUGAAUGUUUCUUCUUCUCUGCUUCCCCCCAACCCCAAAUUUACCAAAUAUUCAGCCGUUACGUUUAUUUCUGAUGCGAUGAGGACCUGUGUGUGGUGGAAAGGGGGCUGCUGCUACUCUUUCUUUCUGUUUUUUGUUAUUAUUUUUCUUGCUUUCUGUUACCUUUAAACAUUUCAGGGGAAGUUUUGGGCCUUUGUGUUUUGUUUCAUUUAAAGUCGGCCAGUUUCGUCUCCUUGUUACCAUGGGGAUUGUUCAGGAAGAUUUGGACAGUAGCACCGCCUUGGCGCCAGCUGGAGCUCUUUUCUGUUAUGACGGUGAGCGACGGAGGGGUGGAUCUGUCCUGUGUUUGUUUGUAUAUACAUUAGAGUGUGUUUGUGUUUGUUGUAAACUUCGCAGAUGUCUGGUUGGUUGGCGAGGUUGGUUGGUACUUUCUAUGAAUGCGGUUUCUUUUUAUUUUUUUAAAUAAUCUCUGGGUUUUUUGUCUUUUUUUUUUUUUUUCGCCGGAUCGCGCCGGGACAAAUGGACGGAUUUUUGGGGGCAUGUUUACGCCAUGUGGCAUCUGCCUCCUCUUCACAGCACUGGGGGCGAUGGACAGCUGAUGGUUAAUAAUUACAUAAGCAGCAGGCACCCCCUUCCUUUUCCACCCUGCCUGUUUAUUUUGAGCAUUUGUGGCUGACAUAUUGUCGUGAUUAUUGCUAAAUGUGUCAAGUGGCUUUCCUUUGCCUUUUUUAUGCUGAUUUGCCUUUUUUUGGGCUCUUGAAUUGAGCCAGCGGAACAAACAACUUGAUUUUUUUUUUUUCAUCUGUUUCACAAAUUUUCAACCCAGACGGUUCAGUUUUAGAGCAAGGGUGUUCAAAGUAGGGAUCGGGGGCCACUUGUGGCUCCUGGAUUGAUUUUGUGAGGCCGUCAGACCAAAAUUCGAUAAUUAUAAUUUAUUACUUUUAAAUAAAAAUCUUACAAAAAUGUUACACUGCAAAAAAAA
This is a messenger RNA of Poecilia reticulata (guppy), 2475 nucleotides long. RefSeq lists its product as uncharacterized. Gene Ontology annotation, biological process: protein K48-linked ubiquitination; proteasome-mediated ubiquitin-dependent protein catabolic process. Gene Ontology annotation, molecular function: ubiquitin protein ligase activity. The record is from RefSeq and is a predicted model, not a curated record. Gene Ontology annotation, cellular component: membrane; cytoplasm; intracellular membrane-bounded organelle. NCBI's taxonomy places the organism in Eukaryota, Metazoa, Chordata, Actinopteri, Cyprinodontiformes, Poeciliidae.